UUUGUUGUAAUACCGAGCAGAGACAUGGAUGUAUUGAAUGAUACAUGCUCUGAUUAUGGUCCGAUCUGGGUAUCCACUCACAGGUGUACUUGGACAUGAACCGAUCACGGACAGAGCUCGAAUGGAAAGGACAAAGUCGCAUGCGAUUGUGUCAAGACGGCACACGGUGAAAGAACCGUCGCUGCCCUGGAAUUUCACAGAUCGGCACUGCAUUUGCACAAGAAGGGAGGAGGAAGGAGAGACUGUUUGACUCUAUCAGGCAGCAUUUCUGGCGCUGUUGUCCACUCGCGGGGCAGCGAGUGCACGACCGAUGGACAACCAAAGGAAGAUUAAAGCAAGGUAAUAUGGGUACAGAAGCAAUGGAGGGGGGGCAGUGGGGCCCAGGUAGAAAGCGAGCGUGUGUCGCUGGAACGAAGAAAAGAACUGAUAAGGUGGUGUUUGAGGCUAUGGAAUCAAGUGGGAGAAGCUGGGACACGAACGAUGGGAAUUGCGGCAGGAAAUGUCGCUCAUCGCUUGCCAAGACCGAUGACGCCGGCCGAGGUACCGACCCACUUGAGCACAUGGGUAUGCACAGCAGAUUUUGUUUCGUCGGCCUUUCCCAGGACCGAGUGGACGACACCCGUCGAGGCAGUCUCGACGUACUCGCGCCAAUGCUGGGCAGUCUCGACGGUCUUGGUGGUGGUGUCGGAGACCUUUCCAACACCCCAGUUGUAGACCUGGACGGUGCUGUCCUUUGCAUCCAGCAGGGUUCGAACGCCCCACUUGAGAGUGGAAUAGACAGGCUUGGGCAGGGUCAGCUCCAGGGUCUUGUCGGUGCCGCCGAUGGGAUCGGCAACGAUGAGCUGGUACGAAUCCUGGGCGCGUUCGACGACCUUGGGCGGGAGUUUGGCCUUGAUGUGCUCGGCAGACUGGAGCGAGAUGUUCUUGAUGCCGUCGACGGUGGACUCGACGGUCGACCGGACAGCGGUCACGGCGCGGUGCUUGAUGGUGUCGACAGUGUGGGAAGAAGCUUCGUGGAUGUGGUAGAGGGUUGCGAAGGUGGUGCCAGCGGCCAGGUAAGUGACGGCCAGAGUGGUGCCGAUGGCGGUGCCGGCCACAAAGGCGGCACCUUCGGCCAGCUCGUUGGCGCUGUCGAGCAGCGAGAGCUCAAGCUCGGUCUUUCGCCUGUGCAGGCCGAGACGGGCCUCGUGGGUGUACUGUUCGGUAAAGUCGACAGCUUGGCGGACGGUUCGGAGAUUGAGGAGGGCGGCGGCAUAGGUCUGCUUGGCAAGGGAGAUUUCGUCAUGGUCGACAGAGGGGUCUUCAUGGUGGUCGUCGGUGACGGUGCCGUCGCUGUGGCCGUCGCUGUUCAGGACAUCGGGGACAGGGGACCCGGGGGCGAGCUGGAUUUCAACAGAAGACAUGAUCUGGGAACGAUGGAGACGCAAGCCGAGGGGAGCCAGAUAGGAGUUAGAUGUGCUGCGGAGGAGAAGAUCCUGGAUCGAUGCAAGAACGAGGAAGGACGAUGGAACGAGGGGCAGAGCUGGAAAGGACUGGGCUGGUCACUGCAACGACCAGGUUGAAAUACCCUCGACACACACACAAAC
Polychytrium aggregatum is the source of this 1586-nucleotide messenger RNA. RefSeq lists its product as uncharacterized. NCBI's taxonomy places the organism in Eukaryota, Fungi, Chytridiomycota, Chytridiomycetes, Polychytriales. Bases 345 to 1562 code for a protein of 405 amino acids. The record is from RefSeq and is a predicted model, not a curated record. The transcript has a single exon.